Hylaeus volcanicus is the source of this 778-nucleotide messenger RNA. Its product is annotated as mitochondrial intermembrane space import and assembly protein 40-B. Bases 138 to 608 code for a protein of 156 amino acids. Gene Ontology annotation, cellular component: mitochondrial intermembrane space. The record is from RefSeq and is a predicted model, not a curated record. Gene Ontology annotation, biological process: protein import into mitochondrial intermembrane space. Gene Ontology annotation, molecular function: protein-disulfide reductase activity. The transcript has a single exon. NCBI's taxonomy places the organism in Eukaryota, Metazoa, Arthropoda, Insecta, Hymenoptera, Colletidae.
UUACUGCCAAUAGUAGAACUUACCAGCAUUAAAGAAUAAAAAACUAGAAAAAUUCAUAUUUGGAAUAAGGUAACUCAUUCGUGCCUUUGUUUUAAGGAAAAUAUCAUACAUUUUUUGUAUGUUUAUAUCGAUCAACUAUGUCGCUAACACAUAAAGAAGGAAAAGAUACUAUAAUAUUCGCAUCAAAAGAAGACCAUGCGACACCUAGUACAAUAGAACUUCCAGAACCAGAACCAAGUCCUGGUCUCUUGUUACCCAAUGGAGAGAUUAACUGGAACUGUCCUUGUCUGGGUGGUAUGGCUACAGGGCCGUGUGGCUUAGAGUUCAGAGAAGCCUUUUCUUGUUUCCACUACUCUACCGCGGAAACAAAAGGUUCCGAUUGCUACGAAGCAUUUAAAACGAUGCAAGUAUGCAUGACCCAGUAUCCUGCGCUAUAUGGAAGUAAAGAUACGAAUCUAGAUGACAUUGACGAAGACAUGGAAGACGAAGAACACGUAAAAAAUACAAAGGCCAGUAGUGGCACGCACGAACAAUUAGAACCAAAGAAGGAAGAAAGAACAGACUCCUCUAGUACUAAAAAUAAAGUAGAACGAAGUAACGAUAAUUGAAUAAGGUUCGUCUUGCCAGUGAAUAAGUAAUACAAUGCAAUCCUGUCGCAAGGCAUCUAGAGAAUAUUUUUACCGGGACUUAACGAAACAGGAUCUCUGUAGUCCUUACAAAGAAUAAGGUUGUAUGGAAAAGUAUGUUGGAAAAAAUAAAGUAUUCGUAAAUAUUGUUA